GUCUUAAACGGGUAUGUUUACUUGUUGACACCAAAUGGGGUAUGAAGCCAAGAGACCAGGAACUUAGUAAUCUGAUGGAGAGGUAACUAUUGCUGUAGCUCUUAAUCUCUGUUUAUGUCAUGUAGGUAAGUGUCUUUACAGGCUAAAACUGAAGUGCAGAUCAAAUACAAAGCAUCAGACUGAAUGGCUCGAUGAAAAUUCCGACUAAAUUAGUGAAAAGUAUCAGCAAACCACUUUGGGUUUUUAAUUAGUGAUGAUGUGACGAUUAGCCAUCUAAAGGUGGUAUUAUGUGAUACUAUUAAAAUUCUUGAGAUAACUUUAGGUAGUGGCCUACCUGCUUUGGCACUUCUUCAACAGCACCCUUUGAAUUUUUCUUUCCUCCUUUUCCAUCAUUUUUUUUAUUUGGUCUUUUCUUUCUUUCCCUCCUCACCUCUCUCUCUCUCUUCUUUCUUUGUCAACUUCUGUUUCUUUCUCUCUCCUCAUUGCCUUCAAGCAAACUAAGAGAGGAAGGAAGGAAGAAGCAAGAAAGAGAUGUGUCCGUUAAGGCUGAUCCUCAUAUUCUUGUCGGCGACUCUUGCUGGCUUCUUUGUCCUCAAGAAGCUCAACAAUUCCUACGACGAUCCUCUCGCCGACCCUCUCACCGACGACGCUGAUCCCGCCGACUCCGACUCUGACUCCAGAUUCUCAAAGGUGGGAAAGGCAAUGAAGACUGGAUUUUGGACAUGCGUUGACAUGGCAAGUGGCCGCUAUCUCUGGAACCAUCUCUGUUCCAAUUCCGACAGCUCUUCCUGAGUUUUCUUACUCUCUCUUAAUCUCCAUUUGUCUGUAAUUUGUCUAAUUGUUUCAAUGGACAACACCAAAACAGCAUAUUGUCUCUGUACUUUAUUACAGAUCUAGUUUUCACCACUAAAUGUCAAUAAAAGUCUUUGAGUCUUUUUCUCCCUUUCUACCUCUCUUGGUAGCUUAAAUCUUCAGUGAACCAAGCAGUGUAUGGUCAAGCUUUUGUACCUCUGGAAAUGACUUUUAUUAUAUUCA
This is a messenger RNA of Brassica rapa (field mustard), 1035 nucleotides long. RefSeq lists its product as uncharacterized. The record is from RefSeq and is a predicted model, not a curated record. NCBI's taxonomy places the organism in Eukaryota, Viridiplantae, Streptophyta, Magnoliopsida, Brassicales, Brassicaceae.